CGGCUCUUCACGCCAAGACAUCGGAUGUUUCUGGCGCCGAUCAUCACAACCUGACGACGCAGCGCCCGUACCAGACGACGUGCAGAGCAGCACGCCUUGUUUAGGUGCCUGCGCCUUCACGCUACCGCAUCCCACCCAAACCUUCGAGUCCCUGCUUCCACCCGUCUGCAUCCAGCCGCACCCCUUUGGUCCCUGCCGUACACAUCAGCUUCAUCACAAUGGGUGUCUGCGCGUCGUGCCUGGGAGGGCAGCGGACUUCGGAUAUAGACCAUUCGGAUUCCUCGCAUCUGCUGGGAGACCAGUACCAGCCCAACUACGGCACCGCUAGCAGCACUCACCAUCUGCCCCAGCCGGACCCCGAGGAGCUUCGCCGCCAGCGCGAGAACCUCGAGCGCAUCUGCGCGGAAACAAAUGAGCAGCUGAUUCCAGUCUCGCAACCCAACGCCCUCCCUGAAGUUGCCGAGCAGCCCUCCAAGAACGACGAGUAUGCCCACCUCUUCAACGAGCGCUUCAAGUCUGUCAGACACAACCGCCCGGCUUCGACUGGCGAUAACGACGACGACGAAACAGCCUGGCUCGAAAAUGCCGUAGGCAACCAGGGAGAAGACGAGCUGGACCAGAUCAAGCCAGCCAAUGGCAAACUGACGAUACAGUUUGGCCAACGAUAAACACACGACAACACAAUAGUCAACGACGCGCUUGUCUCUGGUUUUAUAGACAGAGACCUUUUGCUCUUUUCCAGUACUUGUUCUGUUCAGUAUCGUAUGACCUCCUAUUCCGGAUACCCAUAAUACUUCCCUUUUGCUUGCUUCUUCUGUGCAAGGGCCGUUGGCCUUACUACUCACAUAUUUCGUUUGUGUUACAUAGCAUAGCGAUUUUCAUAUCAUUCUACAGCAUCUUUUAUGCAUUUGUCAGAUGUGUAUUACAAUGGCACACAGCCAUCAACCGCAUAAUGCAAGCCUAUCGU
Messenger RNA from Exserohilum turcica Et28A, 967 nucleotides. RefSeq lists its product as uncharacterized. NCBI's taxonomy places the organism in Eukaryota, Fungi, Ascomycota, Dothideomycetes, Pleosporales, Pleosporaceae. The transcript is spliced from 3 exons. Gene Ontology annotation, biological process: endosomal transport; cholesterol homeostasis; positive regulation of TOR signaling. The coding region runs from base 219 to 668 and encodes 149 amino acids. The record is from RefSeq and is a predicted model, not a curated record. Gene Ontology annotation, cellular component: late endosome membrane; membrane raft; Ragulator complex.